AUGGCCCUUCCCUCCACUGUUUUAGCCCCUGUGACCAAAGGAGAGAUAUGUACGACUAGGUUGACGCCAGCUCAAGUCAAUCUAUUUCGAUAUGCUGUAGUGAAUAGCUACUACUACCAGAUCUAUAUCGAUGAUUUGCCUAUGUGGGAUUUUGUGGGUGAAGCCAGUAAAACUACGCCAGGAGAGCUCUCUCUCUACACACACAAGGACAUUGAAAUCUUUUACAAUGAGGACAGAAUCAUCGAAGUCUCGUUAAAGAGCAGCGAACUAGUCAGAUUAUUCCACGAUUACAACGUUGGAGAACUGGAAGUUUCGUUUACAUACUCGGUGACGUGGACACCAACUACGAAACUUUUCGAGAACCGUUUCAACAAGUAUCUGGAUUCUACAUUCUUCGAACACAAGAUACAUUGGUUCUCAAUAACAAACUCUUUCAUCAUGGUGAUAUUCUUAACGGGAAUGGUUGCAGUCAUUCUACUUCGCAGCCUGAGGAGAGACUACGCGAGAUACGACAAGGAAGACAUUGGAAUGGAUCUAGACCGUGAUAUUGGCGACGAUUACGGAUGGAAGCAAGUCCACGGCGAUGUAUUUCGUCCACCUCCUAAUCUCGCUGCAUUCUCGGCGUUCGUUGGGACUGGUUGUCAGCUGAUUUGUAUGACAUUGUUGGUUAUUGUUUACACCAUUGUCGGAGACCUUUACGCAGAACGAGCUACUAUGCUUACGGCUAGUAUCUUUAUUUAUGCUUUGACAUCUAUGAUCAGUGGUUACUACGCCGGAAGUUUCUAUGCUCAAUACGGAGGCAAGAACUGGAUUGGAACCAUGUUGUUUACUUCCAUGUUGUGGCCUGGAGCUGUUAGUGCUACAGCUUUAGCAGUGAAUCUUGUUGCAUGGCCAUAUGGAUCGUCCAAAGCUAUACCGUUUAUGACCAUGGAUCCAUCAUCGGUCGCAAUUGGGCUGAUACCUCGCCCUAUACCAGACAAGGCAUGGUAUGCUGAACCGAGUGUCAUCAUUGCACUAGCAGGGUUGCUACCAUUUGGCUCGAUCUUUAUCGAAAUGUAUUAUGUCUUCUCUUCGUUCUUUGCAUACAAGAUCUAUUAUGUGUAUAGUUUCGUACUGGCACUGGAUUUCAUUCAUCGCAUCAGGUAG
Messenger RNA from Synchytrium microbalum, 1146 nucleotides. RefSeq lists its product as uncharacterized. Gene Ontology annotation, biological process: protein localization to membrane. The transcript has 9 exons. The record is from RefSeq and is a predicted model, not a curated record. NCBI's taxonomy places the organism in Eukaryota, Fungi, Chytridiomycota, Chytridiomycetes, Synchytriales, Synchytriaceae. Gene Ontology annotation, cellular component: membrane. The coding region runs from base 1 to 1146 and encodes 381 amino acids.